Messenger RNA from Triticum turgidum subsp. durum (durum wheat), 1581 nucleotides. Lineage: Eukaryota; Viridiplantae; Streptophyta; Magnoliopsida; Poales; Poaceae. The record is from the annotation of a GenBank genome assembly.
AUGGCGUCUUCGACGUCCACCCUAGAGAUCGAGGCUCGCGACGUGGUGAAGAUAAUGCUGCAGUUCUGCAAGGAAAACUCGCUUCAUCAGACGUUCCAGACCCUGCAGAACGAAUGCCAGGUCUCGCUCAACACGGUGGACAGCAUGGAUACCUUCAUCGCCGACAUUAAUGCUGGGCGCUGGGAUGCCGUGCUGCCGCAGGUUGCCCAGCUGAAGCUGCCGCGCAAGAAGCUUGAGGACCUCUACGAGCAGAUUGUGCUGGAGAUGGCAGAGCUCCGUGAGCUGGACACGGCCCGUGCAAUCCUUCGCCAGACACAGGUGAUGGGGGUCAUGAAACAGGAGGAACCCGAACGAUACCUCCGACUAGAGCACCUCCUUGUCCGGACAUACUCUGACCCGAAUGAGGCUUACCAAGAAUCUACCAAGGAAAAGCGACGUGCGCAGAUUGCCCAAGCAAUUGCUUCUGAAGUUUCAGUAGUCCCACCAGCUCGGCUAAUGGCACUGAUUACCCAGGCUUUGAAAUGGCAACAGCACCAAGGUUUGUUACCCCCUGGCACACAGUUUGAUUUGUUCAGAGGAACCGCUGCAAUGAAGCAAGACGAAGAAGAGGCAUAUCCUACUACUUUGUCACAUCAAAUAAAGUUCGGGAAGAAAACCCACCCUGAGUGUGCUCGAUUCUCACCCGAUGGCCAGUACCUUGUUUCAUGCUCAGUGGAUGGAAUCAUCGAAGUCUGGGAUUAUGUCAGCGGCAAGCUGAAAAAGGAUCUUCAAUAUCAAGCCGAUGAAAGCUUUAUGAUGCACGAGGAUGCUGUGCUCUGUGUUGAUUUUAGUAGAGAUUCUGAGAUGCUGGCAUCUGGAUCACAGGAUGGAAAAAUUAAGGUUUGGCGUAUACGAACUGGCCAGUGCUUGCGACGCCUCGAGCGUUCACACGCGAAAGGUGUUACAAGUGUUACAUUUUCACGUGAUGGAACUCAGAUACUGAGUACCUCUUUUGACACUACUGCGAGAAUCCAUGGCCUUAAGUCUGGGAAGAUGCUAAAAGAAUUUCGCGGUCACGACUCCUACGUGAACUAUGCCAUCUUUUCUAGUGAUGGCACCCGUGUUAUCACAGCUUCCAGUGACUGUACUGUUAAGGUAUGGGAUGCGAAAACAGCAGACUGUUUGCAAUCAUUCAAGCCUCCUCCUCUGAGGGGAGGAGAUGCAUCUGUCAACUCUGUCCAUUUGUUUCCAAAGAAUAGUGAUCACAUUGUUGUCUGCAAUAAGACUUCGUCAAUAUACAUCAUGACUUUACAAGGACAGGUUGUAAAGAGUUUCUCAUCUGGUAAACGGGAAGGAGGAGAUUUUGUUGCAGCUUCAGUUUCACCAAAAGGAGAAUGGAUAUAUUGUGUUGGUGAAGACAUGAAUAUGUAUUGCUUUAGUCAUCAGUCCGGUAAACUUGAGCAUCUAAUGAAGGUCCAUGACAAGGAUGUGAUUGGCAUUACUCACCACCCUCACAGGAACUUGGUUGCCACCUAUGCCGAAGAUUGGUAUGAUGAAGAUAUGGAAGCCUUAAUUACAUUCAUUCAUUUCCAGUUUUAUUAA